AAGAAAAAAAGAAACACAUUAUUUAGACUAAUUAUUGGCUGGAAGAAGUAGCAUAGCAAUACAACCAGUUAGCCAAAUGUUGUUGCUUGUAUCUAGUAGGGCAUUUGUGUCUUUCUAUUUGCUUGUGUCUAAUUGGCCAGGGAUAGUGCCAAGUCGGGGGCUUGACAUCAGUGCCGAAAUUCUCCGCAUUUUAUUCCUUUUUCUGCUCAUAUCCAGGCAAUUGCGAGGAAUCAAAGUAUUCUAACAAAGUAUUCAAAAUGCACUCUCCUUCACCACAACUACUUCGUACCUUGCGUGCAUUCAUCACACCCAUUACUAGCACUACGACUACUGCCCUCCGGUCCUCACGAAUCGCGCCGCAAUGCACCGCAACUAGCACCAUAUUCAACUCCUCUAGCCACCGCUACAACAGCACCCAACCCCCCCGUCCAACCCGCAUGAUCCCCCGCUCCCACGCCUCUAAACCAACUUCCCACGACCGCGGCCCAGCAGUCCAAGAAAACACUAACACCGACCUUAACGCACUCAACGUCCUAGGCAACAUCCCUGCGCCUACGACGGCCGUGGAAGCCACACUAGACGAUGGGUUCCAUCUGGACAAUGGAUUGAAAGUUCGCAAUGGCGACGGGGUGAUGCUGGUUGGAGGAGAGGCGUUUGCGUGGAGGCCGUGGGCGACGAGAGGGUCUAAGGCGGAGAUGGUGAAUAAGAAGGGGCAGUUUGAGGUUGAUGAGGAGGUUUGGGGGGUGCUUGGGUUGGUUUGGCCGAGGCCUGACCUAUUAAUUAUCGGGAUGGGAGAGAAUAUGUUUCCGCUUUCUCCGGAGACGAAGAAACAUAUCAGUUUGCUGGGAAUUCGGGUUGAGAUUCUGAGCACGAGGAAUGCGGCAUCGCAGUUUAAUAUGUUGGCGACGGAAAGAGGUGUGACGGAGAUUGCGGCUGCCAUGAUUCCUAGCGGAUGGAAGGGGAGGUAACCUGUAUACGCAGUGUUGGGUGUUAUAAUAUGUCUGUGUACUAUACUGUAUUUCUAUGGCAAUGUAUAGCUCUUCUCUUGGUGUUCCAUGAACAUUUCCUAUUCCGUCAUGC
Aspergillus ruber CBS 135680 is the source of this 1080-nucleotide messenger RNA. Its product is annotated as Mth938-like domain-containing protein. Lineage: Eukaryota; Fungi; Ascomycota; Eurotiomycetes; Eurotiales; Aspergillaceae. The record is from RefSeq and is a predicted model, not a curated record. The transcript has 2 exons. Gene Ontology annotation, biological process: mitochondrial respiratory chain complex I assembly. Bases 258 to 968 code for a protein of 236 amino acids. Gene Ontology annotation, cellular component: mitochondrial inner membrane.